Molecule: messenger RNA, 6421 nt
Organism: Acipenser ruthenus (sterlet)
Lineage: Eukaryota; Metazoa; Chordata; Actinopteri; Acipenseriformes; Acipenseridae
Product: E3 ubiquitin-protein ligase MARCHF8-like
Exons: 9
Coding region: 2683-4398 (571 amino acids)
Biological process (GO): immune response; antigen processing and presentation of peptide antigen via MHC class II; protein polyubiquitination
Cellular component (GO): late endosome membrane; cytoplasm; early endosome membrane
Molecular function (GO): ubiquitin protein ligase activity; zinc ion binding; MHC protein binding
Source: RefSeq, a predicted model, not a curated record
UUCUACAUCCCAGUUUGUUAACAACAGAAUUUCUAGCUACAAAUACAUACAUGAGCUUCUUUGCCUCCUGAAACCUGGUUGCCACUUUACCAUUCAAGGUCUGUUGUAGCGUUGUAACAGUACACCACUGGCUCAUUCAGUUUGCUCAACAGUCUCCUUGGAGACAGACCUUCAUUUACCUCUGUCUUCUUUCAUUCUUCUGUUUUCAUUUGUCAUGUUGUGUCCUAAUUGUGGAAGCAGGAUCAACAAAGCCAUAAUUGUGAGUGCUGAAAUAGAUUGCAUGUGAGUCGUUUUGAAGUUUAAUGAUGAGCCUUUCUUAAUGAAGAUUUUCUAAGUUGAACUGUUAGAAUUGUAUUUAUCAGGUUUUAUAUUGAAUCAGAUUUUAAUAUUUAAUAUUAAGAAAACAUUGGAAGUUACUUGAUACUUCUAAAGGUACGUUUUCUAUGUAAUUUAGUUGGUUAUUUGGACUAAAGUGGGGGACAUUUUAUAAUUCAGAAAAGAGUAUAGAAAACAGUAACUAUUGAUUUACUGUAGUGUGGUUUAAGACAAGUAAUAUACUGCCUUACCAAGAAAUUGGAGAAUGUAAGUGAAUUAAAAAAGCCUUAAAUAUGCUAGUUAAUAGUUGUCUGCAAAUAUUAAGCAAUAGUUGUGGGAAACGGAAGGAUCUUCACAAGGGGUGCCCUUGCAACUGGCUCAGUGGUUGCAUUGACCAACUUGUCCAAUUUCCUUGGUGUUUCAGGACUGGCAAUGCUCAUAGAAAACUACAAGCAAGUCACGUAGCCCGCAGACACGUAUAAAGUAUUGUGACAUGUAGAGGUCGCGUUAAUGCUAAAUUCUGCGUACUAGACACAAAAUAAAUCCAUUGGACGGAAAAAUAUUUUGUCUUGCGUUCACUGGACGUACAGAAUGGAAAGGGACGCAGGCAUGCAUAUUCGUGGUAAUCUAUAUCACUGCAGCAAUGACCGUAAAAUGCUUGUUUAAAAAAAUAAAUAAAAAUGUUCUACAAUAUAACAGCAUUGAUUAAGGUACACUCCAGUCCUGUAGAUGGCAGCAAUCAAGCCUCAUAUUUGGCUUUGCCAGCAAUAUUAAGGAUAUUUAAUUUUAGGCCCUGUCCACACUACAUAACCGAUCUCGAGAACUGUACUCAAAAAUGUUUGAAUUAAUCCAGCUCAAACUUUAGUGUCCACACUGAAGUACAGUUUCAUGUUUAGUUGGGCGUAAUGUGUACAAAUAUCUAAUGCUAUUAGAAUAAUUUGGUUACAGUUCUUAGCAGCGCAAUGAACAGUGGAAAUUAAAACGAUAGUAUCCCACCAUGCACUGUAUUUUAUUUUUAAAUAAUGUGUUCUGCCCCAUAUUAACAGAGGUCCAUAUUGCUAAGAAAUAAAACAAGUAUUUUGGAAAAAGUAAAUGCGAACACACACACAAGUAGGUCUUGAAGUUUUCAGGUUUUAUUUUUAGUCAGGUGACAAAUUUAGCUGAUUCUGUUUCAUAAUUAAACUCUGUUAAUUGCGAAACCAGUCUUUGCUUUUACCUUCCUAUCUAGCCUGAGCCUAAUUCUGGUCCCUUUAAUUUUAUUUCAAACAGAACGUUCAAUUGUUAAGGAAGGCAGAAUAACACUAGCACUGGAGAUUUUGAAGAAAGACGGUAAAUGAAUGUGGCAAGGAGUCAAUAAAAUGGCAGUGAACACACUAUUGUUGGGCACGUUUCCUUCUUUUAACUAAAUAAGGCAAAGUUCCAUCUCUUUUAAUGGAUGUACAAUUGUCAAUUUCUUGCCAUGACAUGACAAGCUGCCUUGUUUGUUUUGAAUUAAUUAUUUAGUUAUAUUGUAUUUGUGUCUUUUAUAGCGAAUGUUACAUGCUGAUGUCACUUAAUGACUUGCAGAAUUAAAUAAUGCGUGGUUUUAAGUUGCUGAUUGAAUUGAUUAUAAAAACUUGUAUCUGCAAUUCUGUAAGUUGUGUGUUGUUUACAGUGCUAAUGUUGCUUUUUUUAAUUGAUGGGGGUAUAUUUUACACAGUGACUGCAGUCUGUUAUUUGAAUGCAUUAAAAUGCUCUCAGUGGAGGUAUAUAUGAAAUCAGCUGAACAAAAUACAUUCACUUUUUAGUGUGUUAGCCAUUGAAUGUGGGGUGGUAAUAACUAUUUAGUGAUUUGUGCCUCACCUAUCAAAAAAGUCACAAGCCUCCACUGGUGCAGUAUCCAGUGAAACCCUGCAACAUGCAGUGAUACGUACUUGGAAAUGGGAUUUACUUGGACCGGUAACGAGGAGGAGCCGUGACCGCUGCGUGUUGUGUGCUACGAGAUGUUGUCGAAUGAAACUUUGAAGCUAGCUAAUCUUCGGUGGCACUUAGAAACGACUCAAAAAACAAUUCAUGAACCCAUUCGUGAACGUUCACAGUGAAAUGCACAUGAACUUGACAGCAAAGGAGUAAGACAGUCUAACAGACUUUCAUGUGACAGCUCUUUAAAAUUAGUCUCCAUGCAACGAAAUCUGACUGGCAUCUGGUUACACGUUCGCCACCACAUACUCUUGUGAAAGUGGAUUUUCUGCGCUUGUUGCCAUUCAGGCUGUGACAACGCAGAAAAAGCACCAGCAAUCAUUAGGAUCUUGGAUUAACAUACGAACCAAGAAGAUGGUGUCUUUGAGCAAGGUUCUGCUUGCUUGAGAGAACAAAUAGCAGGCUGUGAUGAACAUGCCACUUCAUCAAAUCUCUGUCAUUCCACGGGAUGUGAACUCAUCACAAGGCUCAAGUGGGAAACCCAAAGAAAAAGACAGAGAGAAGCAGAAUGAGAAGCCACUGGGGCAUUCUGCAAGCCGGUCGAGUAACAUCUCAAAGGCUGGAAGCCCAACUUCAGUUAGCGCUCCUUGCAGCUUCUCACGAACCUCGGUCACCCCUUCAAACCAGGACAUUUGCAGUUCCAAAGCACAUGUUGCAAAACAGGGUGUACAGAAUCCUGUGCAGACAGUCGUUGUCUUGAAGAGUUCUAAUAGCAAUAGCUCUGUCGCUCAAGGGGUCGCCCAGACAACAGUCUACCAAGAAAAGAAGAAGAAUUUAUUUGGACAUGAUUGGGUGCAUCUACUGAAGCCCUCCAUGAAUGUCAAGUCAUACGGAGCUCUGAAAUUUUCCAAAUCCCUCAACGAUGUAGGCCAGAAGAUGGAUAGCCUUUACAGUGGUUUAAACUUCAUUGAUAGGACAUGCUCAGAAGGGAAAUUAGCACCGGUUGAAGAGAACUGCUCAGGAAUAAAUCACUUUCAGACCAAUAACAUAACACACAACGGGAAACCUCAUCAUUAUAAUCUUCCCUUCUCUUAUCAUGUUCCGAUGUUUUCCACCAACUACAAGUGUAUCUCAGGGGUGGGAGAGGACCAUUGUACCAUCCACAUACCUACUCACGAAGGGAGGCAAACAAACGAGCUACAGAAAGGCACACACCUGUUCCGCUUUCUCUUGUCCUUUCCCCGUUCCUCGACCGCUGGGAGCCUUCACAAGCUGUCUGAACUGGAGAGCUAUGCCACCCGCAUGCACAUCGCAAAGUCCUCCAGCUCUUUGAUGGGCGGCAACGUGUCGUACUGCACCGAUGACAUUGGAGAUGAUGAAGUGUUUGAAGACAACAGCCGGUCGAACUUCAAAGCAGAUGAGCAGCGGACCCCGCUCUGCUCGCAGGAGGAGGUUUGCGAUCUUGACUGCUGUUCCUCUCCGGUGUCAGAGAAAAUGGUCCCACUGUCUCCGUAUUCAACUUCAGGGGAUGUGUGCAGGAUUUGUCACUGUGAAGGAGACGAGGAAAGCCAGCUGAUUACACCCUGCCACUGUACGGGGAGCCUUCGAUUCGUACACCAGGCCUGCCUGCAACAGUGGAUCAAGAGCUCAGACACACGCUGCUGUGAGCUGUGCAAGUACCAGUUCAUUAUGGAGACCAAAUUAAAGCCACUACGGAAAUGGGAGAAGCUCCAGAUGACAUCCAGUGAGAGACGGAAGAUAAUGUGCUCCGUGACAUUCCAUGUCAUCGCUAUUACCUGUGUGGUGUGGUCCCUAUAUGUUCUCAUUGACAGAACAGCAGAGGAGAUUAAACAAGGUCAGACAAGUGCCAGGAGAAUACCAGGUAUUUUGGAAUGGCCCUUUUGGACUAAACUGGUCGUUGUGGCAAUUGGUUUCACAGGAGGACUGGUGUUUAUGUACGUCCAGUGUAAAGUGUACGUCCAGUUAUGGAAGAGACUAAAGGCUUAUAAUAGAGUAAUAUAUGUGCAGAACCGCCCAGAGACUAGCAAAAAGAUUGUUCUUGAGAAACAUGCACUAAUGGAGCCAAACUUUGAAAACAAAGAAGCCCUGGCACCACCUCAUUCGGAUACAAACUCUUCUUAUACAGAGACAGAGGACUACAGCAUGGAGAUUUUACAUGUUUGAUUUGUUCAGGGGUAUCCUCCUUCCCCCAAAGAACCACCACGUCUUUCUCCAUGUGCAUUCUGUCCCUCACAGUCAUCUAGUAAACUACGAAGGGGUUCUAUCUAUAGAAAACAUCGGCCCUUGACUACUGCUACUACUGCUACUACUGCCACUAACUACUGAUCUCUGAACUGAGUUUCCUCACUAGUGAAAUGAGUCACGAAGCAUACAAGCACUUUUUCAAUGUCCUUGUUUUGUAACUGCUUCAAAAGCUUGAAGAAAAAGUUCAGUUUCAAAAUAUCAAUUUUAUACCAUGACUUUUGUAAUCCCAAUAUACAGAUCGAGGAAGAUGUGAAGAGCAGAAUGAGGAGCAAUUCCACAUAGAAAAUAUCAUUCCAUUUUUUUUAGACUUGCCUGAAGCAGAAUGUUGACUCAGGUGCAAUCCAAGCAAACGCUGUUAUUAAUUAGUCAGGAGGCCAAAAAUUGCUUGAAAUGUAAACUAGAUACCCUCCUUUUUUUUACAAAUAUUGAUGCUUAGAAUAUCUCCAUUCCUAGUGUCUUAGAGUUCAAGUUAAAACUUAUUUUCAGCACACUACUUUUGAUUCCUUUCAUUAUCUAUUGCACUGUUUAGCUUAUUAGAGAAGGGCUAGAGACAUUCUAAAUGGGAGUUAUCAGCCAAUCUGAGACAGACACUUAGUGAUAUUAUAAAUAAAGAACAAAAUACCUGUACAAACAGGUCCCAUACUCCUGAAAGAAUACUUUCAUAACAGAACAUUCCAGCCACUAUUACACAUUCAAAUUCACUGCUUCACAAAAACAAAGCUGUAUGUCUUUACCAUCCAUUUGUUUUAAUAUUAAGCAGAGGGGUUCAGACUGUACUGGGAAUUUAAGAGCUGCAGUAACAUGUAUGUUAGCAGCAGGGUCUUUUUUUAAUACAUUAUUUAAACUACAAACUGCAGCCGAAUGUGAUCACAGCGAUUCUUAUUUAAAGAGAGUAGAGGUGCAGCCCAAGAGCCUCACCCAACCCAAUAUAAUGAAAUGAAAGAGAUUCAUAGGAUUUCUGUGAAAACAAUUGGAACCUCAACUUGCAUCUUUUUCUAUGAGGUGCUUCAGAACAUCCAAAGGUUCCAGACAAUUGCUUCAGCUGCAUAUUAAAGUGCAAUUACCCUGUGUUGAUCAUAUACCUGAUCUGUUUGUAUUCAUUGUGUUUUGUGUAUACAGUAGAAUAGAGCCAUGGUUUUUACAGUAGUGUUUAUUAAAAAGGUUGAAAAGGGCACUUGGGAGGGGUUAGGGCAGGUUUCUUAUUCAUUUGAAUUUACCUAACUUGAAAUUUAAUCUUUAAAAUACCACUUUCUUCUUUGUAAACAUUUUGAUUGUGAAUUUCUUCAUACAUAUUAUAAACAUAUAUAUAUAUAUAUAUAUAUAAUGAUUUGUUGGAACAUAUUUUGUGUAUCUCCCAGGAAUAGUAGUGGUUGUUUAAUUUCUUAUAUUUAUUAAUGUUCCCUUUAUGUAAGUGACACAUUUCACAGUGAUUUGUUAGCGUUAUUUAAAUCCACAUCACGCUGAGUAAUUCUCUGUAAAGUGUGGCACCACAAAAAAAAAUUGUAACUGCAUCUUUGUAAUACAGUAUUCUUGAAAUCAUGCAGGGCCAAUGAACCGAAUUGAAACUGAACAGCACUAUAAUUCUUAUACAAGAACAGAAAGUUAACAAGGUAUAUAACCUUUAAGACAGAGACAUUUAUUGUGAGUAUACAGAAAACUUUUAACAAAACCACUUAAGACUUAAAAAAAAGAAGAAAAAUACACCGCUUUAUUGGUUUCUUAGUUGUUUAUGUAUGAUUGUUGGUAAAAAAGAAAUGUUGUAAUUUAAAUGUAUAGUUUUGUAUACUUUUAUGUAUGUUUGUAUAUUUUUCUCAGUAUUAUAUCACUUCUAGCAGGUUGGCUCUUAGUUUCCUAAUGAAAUGUAAGUGAUUACAUUUGUGCUGUGGUUACACAGGGGUAUUGAUUGCAGGCAAUAAACAUGUUUAUAUAAAAAAUGAUCAAA